AGGAAGAUGACGAUGAUGAUGAAGAUUCUCCGCGCUGAAGGAGAGUAAAUGUGUGACUUUCAUCUGUUUUAUUUCUUCAGUGAUUUCACAAGUUUUAUUUCUAGUGUUUAUUUUCGGCGGGAGAAUUGUAAAACUCCAGGAAACAAGUGAAAUCUGUGUGACACUGUUGUAAAGAUGUUUAUUAAAGAGGAGAGUGAAGAUAUGGCUUAUCCAGAAGCAUGCAGAAUUAAAACCGAACACACUGACGAACAAACAGACUUCAUGGAAAUGAAAGAGGAAAAUAGAGAGCCAACAGAAGUGAAAGAAGAAAGUCAAGAACUGAAUGAAGUGAAGGAGGAACAUCAGUAUCAGAAUCCUGAUCAUUUCAUAACUGGAGAAAAAUCUUUCAGUUGCUCACAGACUGAGAAGAAUUCCUCACAAAACAAAACUCAAGCCAAAAAAUUAUUUACCUGCCCUCAGUGUGGAAAGAGUUUCACACAAAAAAGAAGUCUUAACCACCACAUUAAAAUUCACACUGGAGAGAAACCUUUCACAUGCCUUCAGUGUGGAAAAAGUUACAUGGACAAAAUAGGCCUUAAAAGACACAUGCUAUUUCACACUGGAGAGAAGCCUUUCACAUGUUUUCAGUGUGGUAAUAGUUUCAGGUCUAAAGGAUCCCUCAAUGUGCACAUGAGAAUUCACACUGGAGAGAAACCUUUCACGUGUCUUCAGUGUAAUAAAAGUUUCAUAAUUAGAGGACACCUAAAUGUGCACAUGAGAAGUCACACUGGAGAGAAGCCUUUCACGUGCCAUCAGUGUGAAAAGAGUUUCACAAAAAGAGGAGGCCUUAAGGAUCACAUAAGAUGUCACACCGGAGAGAAGCCUUAUCCUUGCCAGCAUUGUGGAAAGAGUUUCACAAAGAGAGGGAGCCUUAAGGAUCACAUAAGAUGUCACACUGGAGAGAAGCCUUACACAUGCAUUCAGUGUGGUAAUAGUUUCACAUCUAAAGGAUACCUCAAUGUGCACAUGAGGAUUCACACUGGAGAGACGCCUUUUGUAUGCUCGCAGUGUGGGAAGACAUUUGCACGUAAGGGAAGCCAUGACAUGCACAUGAGAACCCACACUGGAGAGAAGCCUUUCACAUGCCUUCAGUGUGGAAGAAGUUACAUGGACAAAUUAGGCCUUAAAAGACAUAUGCUAUUUCACACUGGAGAAAAGCCUUUCACAUGCCUUCAGUGUGGUAAUAGUUUCAGGUCUAAAGGAUCCCUCAAUGUGCACAUGAGAAUUCACACUGGAGAGAAGCCUUUCACAUGUCUUCAGUGUAAUAAAAGUUUCAUAAAUAAAGGACACCUUAAUGUGCACAUGAGAAGUCACACUGGAGAGAAGCCUUUCACGUGCCAUCAGUGUGGGAAAAGUUUUACAAAAAAAGGAGGCCUUAAGGAUCACAUAAGGUGUCACACCGGAGAGAAGCCUUAUCCUUGCCAGCAUUGUGGAAAGAGUUUCACAAAGAGAGGAAGCCUUAAAGAUCACAUAAGAUGUCACACUGGAGAGAAGCCUUACACAUGCAUUCAGUGUGGUAAUAGUUUCACAUCUAAAGGAUCCCUCAAUGUGCACAUGAGAAUUCACACUGGAGAGACGCCUUUCGAAUGCUCACAGUGUGGGAAGACUUUUGCACGUAAGGGAAGCCAUGACAUGCACAUGAGAACCCACACUGGAGAGAAGCCUUACACAUGCCCUCAGUGUGGUAUUUGUUUUACGUUUAAAGGAAACCUUAAUGUGCACAUGAGAAUUCACACUGGAGAGAAGCCUUACACGUGCCAUAAAUGUGGAAAGAGUUUCAGUCAGUCAAACGGCCUAAAACAUCAUGAGAGAUUGCACACUGAAAGGAAGCCAUGUGGGAAAAGUUGUCAGCAAUCAGGGUCUUUAAGAAGUCAUAGAAAAAAGCAUUUCCCAGAAUUGUUGUAGUGAGCUAACAGUAGUGAUGUCCAGUUCGAGAAUGAAUCGUUCUGUUGAACUGGCUCUUUUCGAUGAACCGUUUGAAACAGUUAACUAAAUCGGACUGAAUUGGUUGGAACAGUUUGCGUCUUGAGCCGGGCUUGACAUUAACUUUUUUGUUUUACCGGCCACUGUGGCUAGUAAUGUUGCACAGUCAUUAGCCUUUCUGCAUUUUCAUUAGCCAAAAUCUCCUGACCCUUAAAAAAUGAUUUAGGUAACUGGAGACUGAACCUGCAUGCAUUUGUUUUGACCAGGGGUGUCAAACUCAAUUUCACCCCGGGCCACAUCAGCCUUAUGUGUCCCCUUAAAGCCGGCACCUGAUUUUGUAGCACCCAUUACAUUACCAAUAAUAGUGCAUAUUUUGUGCAUUUACAUUUGACAAAGCAUUGAUUUAGAAUUUGGGAUGCAGAUGUAAAUGAUGAUAUUAAAAGCAACAUCUGUGAAAAAACUAACACCUAAUUUACAUGGUGCUAAAAUGAAAAAUUCUGACAGUGACUACAUUUACAUGGACGCCAGAAAGUGGCUUAUUCCAAGAAAGCGGGUUAUUGCGAGAAACAGCAUUCCUGUUAACAUGCACUGUAUAACCGGUGUACUCUUUACACUUGUAUACAGACACAAUUUCUGCAGUUGAAUCUACAAUAAUGUAAUUUCCCCGCAACGCUUAUUUAAAUACAAAAAGGAUCCGAGGAAGACUUUGCCAUUUUAUUCUCCGUUGCUUUGCUUUAUUUCCAGAUAUUCCAGAUAUGAUAGAGUUGUUGCUGUGUUUGUUUCACUUAACUUUUUAUCACGACCUCUAGUGUAAUUGUGCUGCAAUAGUAGGGUUUCCCUCUGACGUAAAACUCUAGGAUUUCCCCAAUGUAUGAGUGCAUAUACGUGAACGUGAGGGACCACCAAUAUUUUAAAUUUGUUUAUUUUAAAUAUAAAAUUUUUACACUGUACUCCUAGAAAUGAUGAAUUUAUUCUGCUGUGUUGACUUGUUGUUGGGAUCCAUCCUAUGGUUUGUGAUCUGGUAUGUUCAUACAUGCACACUCUUCAAACACCCAUUAGAACAGCACUUAUGCCUUUACAUGGCCACAUUAAGCAGUAUUCUCCAAAAGAAACCUAGGCGUGUUAAACCGCUUUCUCUUAAUCCCUUAAGCGGCUUAAGGAAGUCAGCGUUCUAGUUUACAUGAUGUUUCAGAAUGCUGCUCUCUGCAAAAACCCAGGAAUAAAGGCCCAGGUAUACUUCCCCACAUUGCCUUUUUGAGUAUACUCUUCUGACCGCAAGCAAAUACGCAUGCCCACUACAACUUCUUUGUGAUACUCUUUUAGUAGAGUCAGUGGCCAGCGCAUGCACCGACGAUGCCCAAAGAUGAUGACCGCGUCCGUGCGUGUAAACAGUAAAUAGAAAAACAGUGCAGAUGCACACAAAAGCAUGUUUGAAUGUGAAGAAUAACUGACUAGUGAUUUUGAUGUUUGAAUAAUGGCGCGUCAAAUGGUUAACCAAAUGUCGACUAUCCAUGCACAUCCCUAAUUUUACACAAAUGGAAAAUUGAUUGUUUGGUCCAUAAUAAUUAUGAAAAUUGUCCAUAGUUCUUCCAUUUUAUCCAUAGUUUUAACAGUGGUGAUGGGAAGACUCUGAAUGGUUUUCCAUCAUGCCAGUUUAAUUGGCAGAUGUCUUUUGAAGUCCCUCCUUCCAUGCUCAGCGAGCAUAUAAAAGGCAGAUCGGAAGACAGCCUCCUCAGAACUUUUCCUUCAGAGAUCGAGUACAGUUCUCUCUCUGUGGAUCACGCUUUCAUCGAGAGUUGCUCAGUGACCAGAGUCUUCUUUCUUGUUUAGCAGAAAGAUCUUCUGCUUGCUCAAUGAGAAUUGUAUCCUUACAUUUAUUACUAUGUUUGUGUGUUUUUCAACAGGUAAAACGAACUAAGAGUAAAACUGGGAUUAUAUACGUCCUUUUAAGGAUGGAGAUAAGUUAAUGACUGUAUUGUAUUAGUUUUAUUUAUGUACUAUAAUCUGGUCGCUGUACUCAGGUCAACAGUACAGUGAUCUGGUCAUAACAGUUCUUGAUUCAACAGUGCACUGAACUGAGAACCGCCUCUUUUUUUUACAUGUCCAAAGAACCAAUGAAUGGGAUUCUGAUACUAUGAGCAUGAGUGUACCGAGGAUUGAAAUGAGGGGGUGAAAAGCAUUUUUAUUAAAACUUGCAAAAACUUUUCAGUCAUGAA
This is a messenger RNA of Myxocyprinus asiaticus (Chinese sucker), 4178 nucleotides long. RefSeq names its product gastrula zinc finger protein XlCGF57.1-like. The transcript is spliced from 2 exons. Bases 175 to 1944 code for a protein of 589 amino acids. The record is from RefSeq and is a predicted model, not a curated record. Gene Ontology annotation, molecular function: RNA polymerase II cis-regulatory region sequence-specific DNA binding; DNA-binding transcription factor activity. NCBI's taxonomy places the organism in Eukaryota, Metazoa, Chordata, Actinopteri, Cypriniformes, Catostomidae. Gene Ontology annotation, biological process: regulation of transcription by RNA polymerase II.